This is a messenger RNA of Drosophila serrata, 1676 nucleotides long. It is a transcript of the gene ttm50, whose product is annotated as tiny tim 50. The record is from RefSeq and is a predicted model, not a curated record. NCBI's taxonomy places the organism in Eukaryota, Metazoa, Arthropoda, Insecta, Diptera, Drosophilidae.
UUUUCGCCACCUCUAGCCGGUGGAAUUUGUAUUAGAUCUUUUUUAUAAAACAAAACUCGUCGCUCAGUAAGCAGAACUCUGAAGGUAGAAUAACACAACGACAAGCAUUAAAAAUCAAAACAAAAACAUGGCGCCCCCGGCUACUGUCCUUCAAAUGCUGCGCACCCUGGGCACGUCGCGAGUUCACACACUUAUCCGUUAUAACGGUGCAUUAAACAAUCCGCCGCCACACCGAACAAAAUUCACAUCGGCGCAGAUCCCUUCACCUCCUCCGCUCAACACAGCCCGAGACUAUAGCUCGGCAGCCACAGAGCCGGAAGGCGCCACCGCCACAACCGAAGUCGCUGCUGCAGAAACGGCUGUUGGACCUACAGUGCCCAAUAGCCAGAUACUGACCAAACUGUUUCCACAGACCUCGCCGGAGAUGUACAGCAGCUCAGAUCAGGAGCAGGAGCGCAAGGAUCGCGAAGAGGAGGACGAAAGGGAGAACGAGCGCGCCUGGCAGCGCAUGAAGCUGGGCUUCGCAGUCUUCGGCAGCAGUGGCGUGGUCGUUGGCCUAUGGGCCCUUUACGAAUUUGGCAAGCCCCAGGUGGACGCCAAUGGGCAAAUCAUCGUGGAUGAGUUUACGGAGAAGCCAUUGGUGCAACAGUACUUACAGCGAAUGUGGAAGAGCAUGCACCAUUACCACAAGUUGAUCCAGGAACCGUCGCGGUCGAAGCUCUUGCCCGAUCCGUACAAGCACCCAUAUAUUCCGCAUCGAUACACGCUUGUCCUGGAAAUGAACGACGUGCUUGUGCAUCCGGACUGGACCUACCAGACAGGGUGGCGCUUUAAGAAACGACCCGGUGUCGAUCUCUUCCUGGCCGAGUGCGCCAAGGAGUUUGAAAUUGUUGUGUUCACCGCUGAGCAGGGCUUAACCGUGUUCCCACUCCUUGAUGCUCUGGAUCCUAAUGGGUAUAUCAUGUACCGACUGGUCAGGGACGCCACACACUUUGUGGACGGGCAUCAUGUUAAAAACCUAGACAACCUGAAUAGAGAUCUCAGCAAAGUAAUUGUCAUUGACUGGGAUGCAAAUGCCACAAAAAUGCAUCCAGAUAACACGUUUGGCAUUUCUCGGUGGCUCGGCAAUGACGAUGACGUUCAACUGAUGGACCUGCUGUCCUUUCUGAAGCUGGUUGCCCAGACUGAUGUGGACGAUGUGCGUGAAGUUCUGCACUACUACCGCCAAUUUGACGAUCCCAUCAACCAGUUCAGGGAAAAUCAACGCAAGCUGGCCGAACAAAUGGAGGAAGCGCAACGCAUGGAACAGGCCAAGACUAAGCCGAUGGCUAGGCAGUGGUCGCGAAAUCUUCUGGGUCGUUAGAAACUGAAACUGCAUAUUACUAUACCAUUCAUACCUUAAAUCUUCUACCUCUGACAAAUUCCUCCACAAUUUGAUCUCAUUCAGAUAAAUUAAGAUGUAGUCGCAAGCAAAAGGAACGAGCAUAGCAUCCACAUUGGAUUAAGAAUCGAUGGAAGCUGUUCCUAUUUUGGGAUAAACAAUAGCAAAUAAUUGUAGUAUUUUAAAUUGAAUAAUUAAGGUACCUUGUUUUUGUUUUCUUUGGCAAUGUAAUCAUUAAACAUACACACAUUAUUAUAAACAAAAAAGCUAUGAGCUAGACCGAGGCCAAACAUAA